AUGUGCAAUGCUUUGAGACCAGAAUACCCAAGAUACCCUUACACUUAUUAUUAUCCCUUUUUUUUUAUGUUGCAGCCAACGGUUUUCACAUCACUGCCUACUUUAUGAAGAGAUGGGUUAAUCUCCGUUGUGCUGCAGGGAAACAUUAUCAUGAGCUACGUGUGUUUCCAGACAGAUUUAUAGUUUGUGUCAGUAAACUUGAAUGUGAUCCAAGUGCUUGGACAUGUGAAAAUGAUGUAUUGAAAGAAGAACUUUCCAAUGGGACGUCUGAAUAUUUUACUGAAUCUGCUGAGAACAAGAAGCUUAAGAUUAGUCCAAAUGAACAAAUAAAGCAAGACAUCUUGAAAGAAAUUGUGAAAAGGACAAAAACAAGGAAAAGGAACAUGAUCAAACCUCAAGUUAAAAAGGACUCCAAGAGAGAGUGUUUUGGCUCAGUGGACUCACAGACAGAGAACAGAAAGAAUGAGUGUCAAACUCUCAGUCCUCCAUCUGAAGUGAAAUGUAGGAGUACAGGACUGCUAAAGGACUGCAGAAAUACAGCUGAGAGCAACUUGGAGCUUCCUGUUUUGGAGCUGGAAAAUUAUGUUAAUCAUGGACAGGCAGAUGAUGUUAGCAGCCAGCAAAAACCUCACUCUCUGGAGUGGUUGAAGUCAAGUCUUCUAAGUGAGAACCUUCCUUGUUGCUCCGAGUCAGCACUGAUAGGUCCAAAACAGAAUCAAAAAGUGACCAAAACACAGACUCACCAGAGGAGCUGUGGUUCAGGAGAAAAGUUAGAGCAUUUCAAAAAAGUAUCCUCUGAAGGGUCUCCUUUAAUUCCUGGCAAUACAAAAAUGAAUAAGUGUGAUGAUGAUUGUUUAGGUCCAUUCUUGGAGGAGAAGACCCUGCUUAAUUCCAGGUUGUUUUCUAAACAAGACAUAACAAAGAGUACAUCUGAUGAGGAGUCCCUGACUUUAAGAAAAAACCUCUCCCAGCCUCUUUCUGUGAGGAACAAUAUCGUGCAGACAAGGCAAAAUGAGCCAAGCGCAACCGCUGAAGAAUUGCCUGCGAUGCCGUCAUCUUGUUUAGAACUGCAGCCUGUGUCUUCAGAGAGGCUUACCCAAAAAAGAAAAAAAGAAGUUGAAAAUGGUCUCAAGAAGUUAAAACUGCGAAAGCUUAAGAAAUCAUAA
This is a messenger RNA of Antrostomus carolinensis (chuck-will's-widow), 1166 nucleotides long. It is a transcript of the gene SLX4IP, whose product is annotated as SLX4 interacting protein. Lineage: Eukaryota; Metazoa; Chordata; Aves; Caprimulgiformes; Caprimulgidae. The record is from RefSeq and is a predicted model, not a curated record. The transcript has 4 exons. The annotation marks the transcript as partial.